This is a messenger RNA of Cotesia congregata, 351 nucleotides long. Lineage: Eukaryota; Metazoa; Arthropoda; Insecta; Hymenoptera; Braconidae. The record is from the annotation of a GenBank genome assembly.
AUGGUUUUAGCCGCGAAUCAAAGUAUCUUGUUAAAAGACGCUUUGGCGUUUGUACCCCAAUUCAACGGAGUCCCGGAAAAACUCAUCGAUUUUUCAAAAUGUUGUAAGGAAGCGAAAGACGUGUUACCCGCCGAAGCAGAAGCAAAUUUAUGUAAAUUAAUCUACGGAGUAAAAUUAGACGAUAAAGUAAAGGCAUCAUUAAGUCACACCAUCCCAGCAACAAUUUUAGAUUUGGGGAAGAACUUAAAAAAGAUUCAUGUAGCUUCAAAGACAGUUUUCCAACUACAAGGCGAAUUAGAACAAUUAUAUCAGGAAAAGGGUAAAUCAGUAGUGGAUUACGCGAAUAGAUAA